AGAGAAGAGAGAGAUAUUGUGUAAUCUCGACAACUUUAGCAAUUCUCCAAUGCAGUGGAUACCUAUUCACUCACUAAACUGCCGGACUUCUUUCAUCGAUAUAACCAGGAGGGAAAAUAAAAAAUAAGCAUCUUGAAAUCCGCACUGGGUUGUGAGGUGAAAUCUAAUCAGAUCCAGCAGGGCUGAUGACUAAGAAGUAAUAGGGACUUGAAGAAAAGUUACGUUUGAAAACGACAGCGAGCUGGACGUUAGAAUAACCUUUGCCCCUCAAUGUAUGGAUGAUUGUCUGUCAUACAGUCAAAUGACGGGCUUGUCGGGAUGUAUCUACCUGGAAAUUAACCGCACGAGGAUCUCCGUCCUCUCCAUGUUGUCGAGAGCUUACUUUUUUAACAUUUAAUUUAGAUCAGAACUGUGUUACUUCACAUUUACCUAACUGAUUAUUUGGAGAAAACCACAGUGGGCAUCGUUUUACACCGGGAGAGUAGUUUAAAGAAUGGCACUUGUGGGUGCCUCAGUGCUGUUUGCGGUCUGAAAAGAAAAACAGGAAAUAUCCGAUGCAUUAACAUCACUGUGAGAGUUAAUAACGUGUUCGUCCAGACUGAUGUGUGGAUUACAUACCACGUCGUUGUGAGAGUGGGAACACAAUGUGUCUGACAAGAGAAUAUCGCCACGGAUUCUGCGAAAUCGCUUGAGAAUUGCGGAUGUCUUUUCAAUGCAGUUUUUGUGGAGGGAGCGGGAGAGGGACCAUUCUCCAUCUAAGCAGAGAUCCUGCAGACCUCGGCGUCUUCGUGAACAAGGACAGCUUUACGGUGGAUUGGAAGUUAACAUGAGGAUGACAAGAACCCCUUGGAACUGUGAUUGAAUUGGCAGUGAGCCCAAAUCCUCAUUCCAAAGAGUGAAAGACCAGUCAAUGAAUUAUGAAUGUUAAACAAGAUGACCUCCUAUCAGCAGCAGCAGACGAUGCGAGGUCCUAGGUGGAACCGGGCCUUGUCCGACCCUUUGUUUGUGCUGCUUCUGGCCCUCCAGCUGCUGGUGGUGGCAGGGCUAGUACGUGCUCAGACAUGCCCCUCUGCAUGCUCCUGUAGUAACCAGUUCAGCAAAGUCAUCUGCACCCGGCGAGGCCUGCGGGAAGUACCUGAUGGCAUCUCUACCAACACACGCUACCUGAAUCUGCAAGAAAAUCUCAUUCAGGUCAUAAAGGUGGACAGCUUCAAGCAUCUAAGACAUCUGGAGAUCCUGCAGCUGAGCAAAAACCACAUACGCAAAAUUGAGCUGGGAGCCUUCAAUGGACUGGCCAGCCUCAAUACCUUGGAGCUUUUUGAUAACCGCCUCACUACUAUCCCAAAUGGGGCAUUUGAGUACCUGUCGAAACUAAAGGAGCUUUGGCUGAGGAAUAACCCCAUAGAGAGCAUUCCUUCCUAUGCUUUCAACAGAGUGCCCUCUUUACGGCGGUUGGACCUUGGGGAGCUCAAACGGCUCUCCUACAUAUCUGAGGGGGCCUUUGAAGGGCUGAGCAAUCUGCGCUACUUAAAUCUGGGAAUGUGCAAUCUGAAGGAAAUUCCCAACCUUAUUCCCCUGGUGAAGCUGGAUGAACUGGAGAUGUCGGGGAACCAGCUAGCUGUCAUCCGACCAGGCUCUUUUAAAGGGCUCAUCCAUUUGCAGAAGCUAUGGAUGAUGCAUGCCCAGAUCCAGAUCAUAGAAAGGAACUCUUUUGAUGACCUACAGUCACUAGUGGAGCUCAAUCUGGCCCAUAACAAUCUUACCCUCUUGCCCCAUGAUCUCUUCACUCCUUUACAUCACCUGGAGAGGGUGCACUUGCACCACAACCCAUGGAAUUGUAACUGUGACAUCCUAUGGCUAAGCUGGUGGCUCAAGGAGAUGGUACCAGCAAACACCAGCUGCUGUGCCCGCUGCAGCUCACCAACCCACCAUAAGGGACGAUACAUAGGCGAGCUGGACCAGAACUACUUUCACUGUUAUGCUCCUGUUAUUGUGGAGCCUCCCACAGACCUAAAUGUGACAGAGGGAAGUGCUGCAGAGUUGAAAUGCAGAGCUAGCUCCUUGACAUCGGUAAGCUGGAUUACACCCAAUGGUUCUAUCAUGACACACGGUGCUUACAAGAUCAGAAUCUCCGUGCUGAAUGACGGCACUCUAAACUUCACCAAUGUUACCAUGCAAGACACGGGCACAUACACAUGUAUGGUCAGUAAUUCUGCAGGUAACACAACGGCAUCUGCCACGCUCAAUGUGUCCUCUACAGAGAACAGCAGCUUCAGCUACUUCACCACAGUGACAGUGGAGACCAUAGAAACGCCACAUAAUGAAGGCUUCACCACCGCUGUGCAACAGAAAGUGGGCCCAACCCCGUCAGCUGGUACAUGGGAGUCUGUUUCACCCACCUCUACAACCACCACCACAGUCAGGAUCCCACUCUCCACCCAAGCCACAGAAAAGACUUACACAAUCCCUGUCACAGAGCUGGGUGGGGAGGACUCGCUGAACGGUUUGGAUGAGGUAAUGAAGACGACCAAGAUCAUCAUUGGCUGCUUUGUUGCAAUCACACUCAUGGCAGCGGUCAUGCUGAUCAUCUUCUACAAGAUGCGCAAACAGCACCACCAGCAGAACCACCACGCACCCACGCGCACCAUUGAGAUCAUCAAUGUGGACGAGGACUGUGUAACAGGAGGCCCGGGCAUGGAGGGCCACCUGACCCUGCCGCCUCUUGAGCACGAGCACCUCAACCACUAUAACACCUAUAAGACUGCAUACAACCAUGCCUCCACUAUCAACUCCAUACACAGCUCAGCGCACGAACCUUUGUUAAUCCGGGCCAGCUCAAAAGACAAUGUACAAGAGACCCAAAUCUAAUACUUUUUUUUUUCAAAAUGAGACAUUAUAAAACUGUUGGAAUUACAUAAAGACAUUACUGACAGGACAUUACUGACAAUUGGUUUUGAGAACUGUGGCUCAAACAUGGAGGAACAGACUCGUGUGUUUGACAAAUCAGUGGCUGGUGAUGUCUAUUCAAUGACUUUGGGAAUUAGGGUAUGUCUACUGUUUCAAAAAGUGUCUUUACAAAACAGAAGUUAUUUAUUUAAGAAAAAACUAUUGUGGUUAAAUCAAGAAAAAAACUGUAUUCUGCAAUUAUUUUUUCAGCACUUAAUUCAUGUUUUUCUUUUCUCCUUCCUCUCAUUUUACGGGAUUGGUUUACUAAUAUUCUUUCAAACUCUGUUUGAAAACAUCUGCUGAAGAAAAAACUCCUUAAGUAAAUUAUUGUUUUUGGUAAACUGCAGUCUUUGGAUCAGAUGAGAUAGUAACCUCAUGUCCCCAUGUAUUAAAGGAACAUAGGGCACAUUAGUGAUUUUCUCCAGCUGUGGAUUAAGUGAUGAAAUCUUUGUGACCAUCUGUAACUGAGAUUAAUUGAAGACUUAAUUUUACAGUGAGUGAAAGAACUCUCAGUGAUAAAAAUUGAUCAUAAUUAACUGUUUGAUUAUAUUGGUCACAUACAUAUUAGGCAUUCUCUGCUCUGACAUCAAUAGAGUUUUUUCAAUAAAAGGGAAUAUGUCCUGUGUUCUGCUGUUGUAAAAGUCGAGGAUCACUAUUAGAAGUGCAUUUUAGUUAAAUUAAAUUCUAUUGAUUAACUCUGAAAAAAUUCACAUUUGUCUUUGUGUUCCUAAUAUAUAUGCAAAAUGUUAUCCCUAAUCUCAAUUUGUUUUGACUCCAGUUGUCUGGGACAAUUUCUGAAUAAUAUAAAGUACAUUCCAUUAAUUGCAGGGUCAUGAUACAGGAGCAGCAAUAAUUGGUACUUUAGAUUCUACAUAAUUGUGAUUGAAAAAAUUCGGUAAGUCUUGUGAAGAAUGUAGAUGAUCUUAAAUUCUGGCAAAUGUCCACUUCCUGUUCCCAAUUUAUCAUGACCUCACCUUUACCUUACUGUGCUCUGUAAUGUGGCAUAUACAGAUGAUUGCUUUAAAGCCACCUUUUUUCAUGUUGGGACCCUUUACCUCGUCUGCAAUACUGCAGGACUGAGAGCUGUCAGAAGCAGUGUGAUGAGCUGGAGAAAGAGCUUAAACCCUUUUAUACAGCUGUCUGAGCACAUUGCCUCUCAUCUGUGUGCCACAUUUCCACAUGGGCAGUGUCUGGCAGCCCCAGAUUCACACCCUGCCCCUGCCAACCACAGGAAUUGGCCCUGAACAGUGGGGCUUAUGCUUUAGGGGUGAAUGUGUGGGAUCGGGCAUCAACCAGAUGUUUGGGUUGCACCUGCCUCUCCCUUUGCAACAACACAAUUUCCAUUUUAAAUGAUGUGCCAUGGGCUUUGGAUAAACACAGUUCUGCAGACGCCCAUGCCCUGGAAACCAUUUCAAAGUCCCCACCGUGAAAAAUGGCGGCAGGCACCAGAAAAUGCAGAGGUUAGCCAGACAUUUGUCUGAUCCAACACUUAGGAAGAUGCUCCAGCUUUAUAUUUAGGAAAUAAGAGCAGUUUUUAACAAUUUUAUGUAUAAAAAGGUUUGGUCAUUGUUAUGCUUAAUUCAAUUUUGUGUUACAUUAUAUCAAGGUGUCACAGUAAGGAAAUACAGAGAGGAGAAUGGCUCAUAUCUGCUACAGAUAGUGGCGUGUUCUUUCUGUGGAGUCAUCAUGCGCUCCACAAAACUUAAAGCUGGAAGUGUUACUCCACCCAAAAUUCACAGUAUGCUGUGAAGGUGUAGGUUUGGAUUAUUGGUGGUUAUAGUGGACUCCAAUGGUAGCAACGGUGGUUUACAAAGCAAAAAUAAAGUAUCAACACAUCCACUGAAAAUUAUCAAAUUAGCCCUGCUGCAUAAUCAACACCUCUGCUGUCCAUCUGUAUGCUCAAAUUUCACAUUUCACCAUUUAGAUAAAACACAACACUGUCAAGUUUACGAGCUAUAAGGUUUGUAGGUCCAUGCAUGUUACAACAUUAAUCUCAAUUUCCUUAAACAAAGCAUAGUACAGCCAAAUAUGAUUUUGACAGCAGUUCCCUAUCCACAUUGGGGAAUAAAGACAAAAAAAACAAAAUUCAAUUUAUUUAUAAACCUUUUACAGCCACCCUUUAAAGCCUACAUGAAUUGAGUGCUUUCUACUCAAAAAGACAUAUUUUCGACCGAAAAGACAAAUACUUCCCAUAUCUUAAUGUGUCAGCAUUUUUCAAGUAGGGAGAAUAAAUGAGAUAAAGUAGUCACAGUAUCUCAUGACUAGGAUAUGAAAAGAAAAUUAAAUUUGACAACAAGAUAAUAAUACAAAACCCUAUUGCCUAUAGAUUGAUAUUAGCUGGGGUCCUACUGUGUAAUACAACAUUUGCAUAGAUUAUAUAUGUUAAUAAUCUGUUAUCUGUUAAGUAAAAACUCAAAUUACCUUUCAUAUUUCACCUCAGGUCAUUUGAUAAUUCCAGUCCCGUGUGAAAGAGCAUCAUUUUAUUUUGUUUAAUCUUUCUUCCUCUUCCAGGUUAAGAAUUAUGGAGGCUGUAGUGGAAAUUAUUAUUGGGAGCUUUGACACCAUUUGGGGCGCAUAUUCAGGAGGUUAUUGUGUCCACUCAGUAUGGAGACCCACUGAAUGUUUCAAGGUCAUUUGAUAAUCAAGAUAAUUCUGGAUAUAUGUUGAGAAAAUUGAUUUAAUCACUUUGAAUGUGCUGCACACAACAUAGACGUGGGGGGUAGAUUCUUAACACGAGAUCCCCAGAUAAUUUUAGUCCGAACGGAAUGAGAUAAUUGAUUUCCCCGUAUCAAGCUUUUUUUUAUUACCCCCUGACACUAUUUAUCCCGUAAUUGCACUUCUGUGGAGUUUGGCACAUUUGUAAACCAUAGAAUGACAUGGGUGUGUGUCAUUUAGUCUGUGUUUGAGUUCCUAGUGGUGGGAUGUGGAUCACUAUUCUACUCAGUUUACUCAGAGAGUGUUACCAUCCUCCCUUUUUGCCUUUAGUUGGAGGUAAAUUGUCUGAAAAUUUAAAUGCUAAAUUUGUUGCAUUUUAGUCGAGCUGUCUCAUGUAUGUAAGAUAUCUAAAUAUUUUUGGUCAAUUUUCUUUUUUUUUCACAUUUUUUUUUUGGGUUUCUGAGAGGGAAUGCUGUUCUAGUGGUAGAUUUAUAUAAAAAUACAUUUUGAGAAUAAAAACAAAAACACAUUUUUUUAACAUUUUGAUUUUACAUGUGCCAACAACCUGUUCUAAAAGUGAAGAAGAGAAAAAUGCUGUAAAUGAUUAAGAGAUUGAUUUUCAUGUAAGCAUUCUUUCAUGACCUUUAAAAGAUAUGGAGAUCGAUUAUAGAGACCAGAGUUUGUAGUUCAUACACAAAAUAUGGUUAAAAUAAACUAUUGUUGUUUUUCUGUA
This is a messenger RNA of Cottoperca gobio, 6334 nucleotides long. RefSeq names its product leucine rich repeat containing 4C, genome duplicate a (gene lrrc4ca). The record is from RefSeq and is a predicted model, not a curated record. Gene Ontology annotation, biological process: regulation of axonogenesis; modulation of chemical synaptic transmission; synaptic membrane adhesion. The transcript has 3 exons. Gene Ontology annotation, cellular component: postsynaptic density membrane; glutamatergic synapse; plasma membrane. Bases 922 to 2868 code for a protein of 648 amino acids. Gene Ontology annotation, molecular function: cell-cell adhesion mediator activity. Lineage: Eukaryota; Metazoa; Chordata; Actinopteri; Perciformes; Bovichtidae.